AUGGUGGAAGUGACGGAGGCAACAGCGCCAGCAGCGGCGCUUGAGCUGCAUCUCCCCAGCGAAAAAAACUCAACCUUAGAGAUCUCCCCGGAGUUCCUGAGAAGACAUCGUCCAAAGCAUCGAGAUGGUCGCGGCGGUGACGGCAAGGAUGAGGACCCAUUGUUAUAUAUCUGUUGGCAGCAGCAGUCGUGCGGGUCAUGUCUGAAGGCGUCGGUGGAGUGUAGUUGGUGUCCUGGCUCCUCAACCUGCGUCCCCAACCGCUCCCUCUUCCCCCUCCUCGCCCCACUAACCUCCUCCGCCAUCUGCCCUCUCGCCGCCCGCGAGCGCUGGGAGCUUCGCGCAGCCCCGCUCGGCUGCAACGUCAGCACCUUCACGCUCCUGACCGGUGUGGUUUCGGUGCUGGGUACGCUUGUGCUUGUGCUUGUGGGGUGGUGUGGUGUUGUGCUGGGGAGGAAGGGGUGGAGGGCUGCGGAGGUUUGGAGGAGGGAUCGGGGGAGGACGUGGGGGUAUGACUAUGGGUAUGGUGUUCGUCGUGGGCGUGGGCGUGAUCAUGGCUAUGGUUAUGGUAAUGGUAAUGGUAAUGGUCGUGGGCGUGAUCAUGGUCGUGAGCGUGAUCGUGGAACGAGACGGUGGGUAGAGAGGGGAGGGGAGAGGAGGCUUGUUUUUGUUGUUGAGGAGGAGAGAAGGCCGUUGUUGGUUUAA
Blastomyces dermatitidis ER-3 is the source of this 702-nucleotide messenger RNA. RefSeq lists its product as uncharacterized. Lineage: Eukaryota; Fungi; Ascomycota; Eurotiomycetes; Onygenales; Ajellomycetaceae. The record is from RefSeq and is a predicted model, not a curated record. The coding region runs from base 1 to 702 and encodes 233 amino acids. The transcript has 2 exons.